Messenger RNA from Effrenium voratum, 426 nucleotides. The record is from the annotation of a GenBank genome assembly. Lineage: Eukaryota; Dinophyceae; Suessiales; Symbiodiniaceae.
AUGCCAAUGAGCCGAACGUUGAAGAGGCCCUUCAACAUGCUGGACGUGGCCCAUACCAUGUCCUUCCGCGACAUCCUGGAGGACCCCAGAUGGCCCCAAGAGGCCGCCGCCCGGCUGCGUGCCCGGCGCAUCUUCCCGCUGCGAUUGGAGGUGAUGAGCUCGGACUUCGCCGAACUGCGGCGAAUUCUCUGCCAGCGCCUGGGCUUCUGCAAAGGGCUCCCUGCGAUUCCCCACGUGGUGCCCCGGGGGUUUCGGGCCUACCUGGCGGCUAAGCCGCCCUCCAUGCAGGAGCUUUGGAGCUCGGAGGCCUUGGAGAUUAUGUGGCGCAUGUUCGACUCGGACUUUUCAGAGCUCGGCUACUCAAGGGACGCCCUGGUCGAGAAGCCCAUCUCCUUGCCCACGCCAUGGGCGACAUGUGUUUAUUGA